CGCGGCGGAGCAGAGAGCGAGCGAGUAAGUAGGCGCGCCGGGACGCUCCCCGGGAGUUGUAUGCGUUGGGGUUUGAGUGAGAGCGAGGGAGAGGCGCGGACGGACGAGCAGACGAGAAGAGACAUCGCGUCGAGACAUUGCGUCGGGCGGAAUUGAAAUGGCGGUGGCAGUGGCAGCGGGUGCGAGGAUUGCAGCUUUGGCUGCGGGAGGAGCAGGAAAAGGAGUCCAUGGCGAGGUGAGGUCCGCGAGGUUUCUCGGGGCGAGAUCGCAGUGGCGGAGCGCAGCUCGUGCUGGCGACUCCAGGAUCGUCGUCGUUGCAGGAGCAGCAGCGAGGCGCAGCUCGUUCCGCGUCCGAGCUGCCGGAGAUGGCGUCGAGGUCGAGGUCGAGGCCAAGAACAACGCCGAUGUGCUCCCCUCCGGCGAGUGGCCGGAGAACUUCUCGUUGCUGAAUUUCGAGGAUCUGCUGAAGCAUUAUGAGCCCGUGCUCUUCAAGGAAGAGGCCCAGCCAGGAUCCUUUUUGGCCGACGUCAUGUCGAAGACCAUAUACACUGCCUACCCGGAGCAGAAGUUGUCCGAAGUCGCUCAUUUUUUUAACCAGAUUUCAGGUCUUCCGGUAGUGAACAGCAAUUUGGAGUGUGUGGGCGUCCUUUCCAGAAAGGACAGAAGUAAGGCAAAGGAUGGGCAGGACUCAAGCCUAGUGAAGGAUGUCAUGUCUACACCUGCAAUUACUCUAUCUGCUGAUAAGACCGUCUCAGAUGCUGCGGUUUUAAUGCUGAAGAACAAAAUUCAUCGCAUACCGAUUGUGAAUUCUACCAAUCAAGUUGUCGGGAUUGUAACUAGAACUGAUAUUUUCAACGCCUUGGAGGGUGGACCGUUGGAUGGCAAGUAAAGCUGUACCACGGGGAUUAGAGCAACUUGACCAGGUGCCCGUCCUUGUAAAGAAGUUACAUGAGGGGUGGACGGCUUGAAUCUUACAGUAGAUGUGUAGAUACCUUGUGGAGUCGUUAUGGUACAGGUUAUGGAGUUUUAGGCUUCCUAGCACCGUCGUUCAUGUUAGAGUACUUUGAGGGCAGUUGGGAGUAAUCUCUGUGCAAACAAUGUGUAUCGUGCGGACUUUGUACAUUUAAGACUUGUAAAAUGAUCCGGGAGGUAGCGAUUGGGCGUUUGAGCUCAGCUUUAAAGAUCUGAAGGAGCUUGAGGCUUGGUUAUCCAAACUUUCACGUACCUAAAUGCAAUGGAGACGCUGCUAGUGUUCGUCACGCUCUCGAUCUCCAGUUUUGGAGAAUCCCGAGUCUGUUGUACGUCGUUGACUGUUUUCGAAGUCCACGAAGAUCACCCACCCGGAGUUUCCAGAGCGGAGUUUUCAGCUCUAGUAAAUCAGGUAUGUUCUGAUGCAAGACCAUGUAUGACCGGGGGCUGCGAACGCAUCAAAUGCAUGUCUGGUAGAAAUGUACGUGAAACGAACUGAACGAACGCCAAAUGUGCACCAGUGAUGGAGGCGUGGUGUCAGAUUGUAGCAGGCCCACACGUGAAGGUUGUCGUCGAUAUUGUUGGGGUCAGUAUCCGUGAGUGGCAAUAUUUCAAUUGGUGAAACUCGAUCCCUGCGCUGUUGGAAGUUGCCUUAUUUUAAAUGAACGGUAGUGUCCCAGUUUGGCCCCCCGGUUUCGCUGUGGCGCGGACAGAAAACCAUUCACGACAAGUUACUAGAAAAUAGAAUAUAUGAUCGAGACUGCAGUUCUCUCUUCGUUUAUGUGGUGGAUUCCUCACAUUGGCUAUGGGCGUACGACAUUUAGCAGUCUAUUGAAGUGCUUACCGUCGGAGGCACUGCGACGUUUACAGUCCUGACGGUUGUCAAUGGAGUCGCGAAAGAUGAUCGAAUUAGUCGCAGACCAUUUCUCUAAACUUACCCGUCGUUCUGCAGUGAUCUCGCAUGAAGGUUUGAACCUGAAUCGGAGCACAGAGCGAGGCAAAAACACUUUACCCCGUAACAUACCGAACAUUAGAUUACGUUCUCACCGAAAGUUACAGCAGGACCUGCAUGCUUCAUGAAUGAAGAAGUGUAUUUUACAAGUUGCCACAUGCCAUUAGCUUGGAGAUAAAUGUGUAAUUUUGUCCCAAAUUCUCAGCAAGUAAGAGGAAAUCAAAGUGUCUUUGCUCAAGAGUGUGAAUGUGACAAUAUAAAUACAGUUAUCAGCGCAGACUAGUCUGUAUGCAUCGUGUCUCUCCGCCCAGAGUAAUCUGCCUUGUAGGUAAAGUGAAUCUGGCAGGGUUGUUUACACCCUACUGUGGAGUUCAUAUUCAUACUACAGACGUAGAUUUUCAAUCCGCAGUAGUUUGUAAUUUGAAUAGCUCUGUAAAUAUCUAACAUACAAGUCGAAUUGAUCUAUCUGUCAAGUGAACAAUGAAUGAGAUGAGCAUAAGACAGACAGUAACCCAUCUCUCUUGCUUAUUAGAGAAAAGUGACUGGUAGUCGGACCGCACCAAAUACUCACAUCAAACGAUUAUUCCUUCUACCUCGACGUCACGGGCCACUUCGGUGAGCUCCUCGACCAAUGUUGCAGUAGUAUACUGUUCCAUAGCAACCUGAAACUCUGUUAAGUAUGUAAUUGUAUGACACUAUUGGAUUUUUAUACAACUAAUGUAACUGCAGACGUUACCAGCGCUUCUAAUCGCUUCUAAUGGCAGUCUAUUAAUCUCUUCAGACUUUUCUCCGAUGUUAACAAGGGAG
Marchantia polymorpha subsp. ruderalis is the source of this 2728-nucleotide messenger RNA. The record is from the annotation of a GenBank genome assembly. Lineage: Eukaryota; Viridiplantae; Streptophyta; Marchantiopsida; Marchantiales; Marchantiaceae.